Solanum pennellii is the source of this 798-nucleotide messenger RNA. RefSeq names its product 60S ribosomal protein L28-1-like. The transcript has 4 exons. The record is from RefSeq and is a predicted model, not a curated record. Gene Ontology annotation, biological process: translation. Gene Ontology annotation, molecular function: structural constituent of ribosome. Bases 137 to 568 code for a protein of 143 amino acids. Lineage: Eukaryota; Viridiplantae; Streptophyta; Magnoliopsida; Solanales; Solanaceae. Gene Ontology annotation, cellular component: cytosolic large ribosomal subunit; ribosome.
GUAAUUGAGUUUCUUCUCGUCCUACUAGGGUUUUAGGUGUCAAUAUAUAAGCAAAAUUUUCUUUCACAUUCAUCUUCUUCAUCUCUUUGAAUUUCUUCUUCAGACCGUCAAAAGGCAAAACCCUAGAAACUGAACAAUGACAACAGUUCCAGGGCAAUUAGUGUGGGAAAUCGUGAAGAAGAACAAUGCAUUUUUGGUAAAGGAGUUCGGUAAUGGUUCCGCAGGCGUUGUGUUUAGCAAAGAGCCUAACAAUCUUUGCAAUCUUCACUCUUACAAGCACUCUGGCCUAGCAAACAAGAAAACUGUAACUAUCCAGGCUGGAGGCAAAGAUCAAUCUGUGUUGCUUGCUACAACAAAGACCAAGAAACAGAAUAAGCCUUCAACUUUGCUGAACAAAUCUGCAAUGAAGAAGGAGUUCCGUCGCAUGGCCAAGGCAGUAACAAACCAGGUUGCAGACAACUAUUACAGGCCAGAUCUGAAGAAGGCAGCCCUUGCAAGGUUGAGUGCCGUGAACAGAAGCCUCAGGGUCGCCAAGUCUGGCGUGAAGAAGAGGAACAGGCAGGCUUAGAGUUGCAUUGUGUUUGCAAUGACAUUGUUGUUCCCUUGUCAUUAAGUAACAAAGUUUUGAUUUUCGAUUUUAUAUUUGAAUUCUUUUUUCAAAAAGCUAUUGGUAAGGGGCCUUGCCCCGUGCUUUUUCGGAUUGAAGACUUUAUGAUCAUUUAGAAAGGAUCUGUUUAAUUUGUGGAAGGUGUGGUAUAUUGGAUAGUCUUAUGAGUGGUCACUUCCUUCUGCCUUUUA